GACUAUCUAUAUCAUACGUCCUAGGUGCAUGUUUACUUCCUCGUGACGUAACACGUAAUACGUGCACUGAUACCGGAAGAGCCGAGAAAGAAACAUUAACGCGAAUGAAUCGUGUUUGUUGGACUUUUUAAAGACAUCAGUAACUGGAAAUAUCUGGGCAGCAUGGCAGUUGACUGGCUCGGCUUUGGCUAUGCAGCUACUAUUUUAUUCGGAGGCUUUAUGGGAUAUAAGAGAAAAGGAAGCUUGAUGUCACUAAUUGCGGGAUUAUUUUUUGGUGGCAUAUCUGCAUACGGGGCCUUUAGGAUAACUCUUGACCCACAAGACAAAUGGACCUCGCUUGCUGCUUCUGGUGCUCUGGCAGUUGUGAUGGGAAUAAGAUUCAAGAAAUCUGGGAAAUUAAUGCCUGCAGGUAUUAUGGCUGGAUUAAGCCUCAUGAUGGUCAUCCGACUGCUGAUCCUCUGAACAUGGCCAGGACAUGAAGCUUAUUCAACUACAGCUUUCCUGGCAAUAUUCUUAUAUACACACACUGCACUGCAUCAGCCCCCUCACUAAUUAUGCACUUAUUGAAUCAUCACACUUCAUGUAAUCAUGUCAGUUAUUUUGAACACUCAUCUUGUACAUUCCAAAUAAAGCUUUUGUUUUUUUUAAAA
This is a messenger RNA of Pangasianodon hypophthalmus (striped catfish), 650 nucleotides long. It is a transcript of the gene tmem14a, whose product is annotated as transmembrane protein 14A. The transcript is spliced from 5 exons. Gene Ontology annotation, biological process: regulation of heme biosynthetic process. The record is from RefSeq and is a predicted model, not a curated record. Lineage: Eukaryota; Metazoa; Chordata; Actinopteri; Siluriformes; Pangasiidae. Bases 163 to 462 code for a protein of 99 amino acids. Gene Ontology annotation, cellular component: mitochondrial membrane.